This is a messenger RNA of Cynoglossus semilaevis (tongue sole), 3723 nucleotides long. RefSeq names its product target of myb1 like 2 membrane trafficking protein a (gene tom1l2a). Gene Ontology annotation, cellular component: endosome; membrane. The transcript has 16 exons. Gene Ontology annotation, molecular function: ubiquitin binding; phosphatidylinositol binding; clathrin binding. The record is from RefSeq and is a predicted model, not a curated record. Bases 62 to 1669 code for a protein of 535 amino acids. Gene Ontology annotation, biological process: signal transduction. Lineage: Eukaryota; Metazoa; Chordata; Actinopteri; Pleuronectiformes; Cynoglossidae.
GGACCGCCCCCGGGCCUGAGUCUCCCUGUCAUUCCUCCUGAGCGGAUUGUUUGUUGUCAAGAUGGAGUUUUUACUUGGCAAUCCGUACAGCACUCCUGUGGGCCAGUGUAUAGAAAGGGCCACAGAUGGGGGGCUACAGAACGAGGACUGGACCCUCAACAUGGAAAUCUGUGAUAUCAUCAAUGAGACAGAUGAAGGGCCCAAAGACGCCAUGCGCGCGCUGAAGAAGAGACUGAGCGGCAACAGGAACUUCAGAGAAGUGAUGCUGGCUCUCACAGUGUUGGAGACAUGUGUGAAGAACUGUGGUCACAGGUUUCACAUCCAGGUAGCAAACAGAGACUUCAUUGAUGGAGUUUUGGUCAAAAUCAUUUCCCCCAAAUCCAAUCCUCCAACUAUAGUCCAGGACAAAGUGCUGUCGCUCAUACAGGCCUGGGCUGACGCCUUCAGGAGCAGCCCUGAUCUUACUGGUGUGGUCCAUAUUUAUGAGGAGCUGAAGAGGAAAGGUGUUGAAUUCCCGAUGGCAGACCUGGAUGCACUGUCUCCCAUCCACACACCGCAGAGAGGCACGCCUGAGGUGGACCCUGCCAUGACUAAGUACCUCGCCCCAACUUCACCUGCACCAGCUCCAAAACCCGCCACCAGCCCUGUUUCUUCCACACAAGUCUCCAACAUGUCUGGACCAAUCACAGCAACCCCUGAACAGAUCGCCAGGCUGCGUUCUGAGUUGGACAUAGUAAGAGGAAACGUCAAAGUCAUGUCAGAGAUGCUGACAGAGAUGGUGCCUGGACAGGAGGAUGCCUCUGACCUGGAACUGCUACAGGAGCUGAACCGAACAUGCAGGGCGAUGCAGCAGCGAGUGGUCGAGUUGAUUUCCCGUGUUUCCAACGAGGAAGUGACGGAGGAACUUCUACACGUCAACGACGACCUCAACAACAUUUUCCUCAGAUAUGAGAGAUAUGAGAGGUACAGGUCUGGCAGAGCAGCACAGAACAACGGGAUGUUGAACGAGGCUACGGACGACAACCUGAUAGACCUGGGCCCUGGAUCCCCUGCUGUGGUCACGCCCAGGAUCACAGGCAGCCCUCCACCUCAGUCCACUGCGGGGGCCUCAGCCUCCCCGGCUCACGCGGCGUCGCUUUCCACGGCUCUGGCUGGCCUUGGUGUGGGUUCAGACAAUGUGAGCGGCACCUUAUCGUCUCUGCCGGGUCACAAACAGUACGACUUCGACAUGUUUGCCCAGACCAGGAGCAGCUCUCUCGCUGAACAGCGCAAAAAUGUGAAGUACGAGGACCCACAGGCCCUGGGCGGCCUGGCCUCAGCUCUGGAUGUGAGGCAGCAGAACACAGGGGGGCUGAGGGUAAAUGGUGAUGAUAAUCCAGCAGAUCUGGAGCUACCCAUAGACAGCUGGCUAAUUACCCAAGGAAUGAUCCCUGUAUCACAGUCCUCUGUCAUGGAUGACAUAGAGGAGUGGCUCUGUGCUGACGUGAAAGGGGAUGCCACUGAAGAAGGUGUGACCAGUGAAGAGUUCGAUAAGUUCCUGGAAGAGCGAGCGAAGGCAGCAGACACUCUGUCCUCUCCACCAGCAGCGAGCUCCACUCAUCCAGCCCGAGCCUCUGGUGGCUCGAACAAGAAGGCUGAACGGACUGAAGAUGCCCUCUUUGCCCUGUAAGAUAUUUCCUGAGGCCCUCGCUGGCUCUCUGGGGCACCUGGAGACCUUCAUGACUAUUUAAAAACAAUCUUUCCAGUCCUAUUUAACAGCCGACUGGCCGUGCUGCAGCAGGUCAUCUCCCAUUUCUGUAGUUCCUGUGCCACAGUGUUGCUGUAAUGGAGAGAGGUUCAACAUGUGUUCUGCACAUUACUAUAUAUGGAUGUAAUAACCUGUUUUGUGGGAUGUAAUACUUGCAUCUUCUUAAUUUUCCUUAGUCUGAAGACAUUUAAAAAAAAAUUGCAAAAUUAAUGAAAACAUUUGCUGCGGUCACUGCGUAGUCGCACAUAUAGCACAAUACACAGUAGUUAACAUUGAGCUAAUUAAUGCAAUUCAUUUUUAAUUGCUUCUUUUCUUACUCUGUACAAGCACUGUGGACAAAUGAACCACUUAGAGUUGUUGCCAUGCUUUUAACCAGGACGUGUGCAGUGACAUCUGGUUUGACCCAAUUUGCCUGAAGCACUGUAGAGAACAUAAUCUUGUCAAAAGGGAAACAUUUGCUAACUUGGAGAACAAAAGCUAAUUCAUAGUUAAUUGUGUAUGCCAGUGUUUGUAUAGCCAAAGGGAUGUAGAAUCAAAAGUUUAAACAAAAAUGUGCUAGUGAAGCUGUUGUCUGUGGAAGAAGUGGCUCAUCCAUAGAUGCAGUCACAUUAAGAAGCCUCAGCAGUGAAACUCAGACACCUUUAACCAUUCCAAAGAUUAUGACGGCUUUAAUGACCAACUAGUUCUUAUUGUAUUCUACUAAACCAUAAUCAGGUUUGUGCAUCGUAAACAUUUUUCCCCAUUGCUAUGAUUUACAUCUGUGCACUUUGAAGCAAAAACAAAUCUGUAUUUUGUCUUUUUGUCAUUGAGAUGGUUACUAUUUUUCUAGCGGGAAGGGAAUGGUCUUUGGAUUGUCUUCAUAUGCAAAUAACUUUUUUGUAAAUGUGUAUCUGCAGUUCUCUUAACUUCAAGUGUGGGAGAUCUGUCCAAGAGUCUGAUUGCAAAAAGUAUUAAAUAUUAAAAGUUGCACAAUUAUUUAAGAGAAAAGUAUGCAUUAUUACAUUUCAAGUAGUCGCAGUAAAGAAUAUAUUCACAAAGGUAGAUCUUCAGUUAUCUUGUAUUAGUAUAUCGCAUCAGUACCUCAAAUAUUUUGUAUUUUUGUUUCUAAUCAAACAAAUGUAUUAACCCAUAAUAUUCAGCAAACAGGAAGGUUGUAUGCGUUACUUGGCCCAAUGAUUGUAUUGGUUUUGCCUGUGUAAGAAAAAAGGCUGAUCCCUAGUUGCACUUCUAAUGUCUUAACUUGAAGAAAAAGGAAAGGAUGAAACAUAAUUGUGCUUCAUGUAAUGUGUCAUUCUCCCACUUUGUUUUCUGCAAAGGUUUUCUGUGAGUGAUGGAAUUUGGCAAAGUAUCUCUGAUGUCUGACUGAAUAAUCUCUUUGUAAGCCAAAUAGAAUCCUUUUAUUAGUGCAGCUCUUCAGUUAAAGAUCUUGAUUGUUUGAACGUGACAUGAAUUGAAAACUUGCGUCAGUGUAACUCAAAUCAAACUUUCUUGUUCUAGUGAAGGACAACUGUCUUAAUGUUUGCCUACCUAGUGAAAGUAAAAAUGAUAUACUUUAAUAAAGUGUAUCUCUGUUCAUUGCCAGGAAACUGAUGUAAGCCAGUCAUUCAGUUUAUUAUUAUUAUUAUUUGCAGGCCUAACAAAUUUAAUUCUGAAAUGUAACAGAAAUGAGUUUGACUUGUUUGUGUUAUGUAUCUCAGAGUGUUACCAGAGCAUAUAAUGUUACUUGCUUUUGCGAAGCUUAUGUCUUUGAAGCAACAUGUAUUCCUCAAAAACAAAACAAAAAUCGCUAUAUCUAUAAAAAAAGGUCUUUUAAUAUUGAUGUCACAGCAUUUGGUUAAUAUUUUGUGGAAACUGGUAAUGCCUUUUUGUCUGUUGGUGGGGCUUCAAUGUCAAUUUGCUGCCAUUACUAAUGGAAAGAAUUAAUUUGCACGUCAUGUGUGACUGCUCAAUAAAACACUAGCAGUGUGAGACCUCUA